AUGAAAAUGUUGGCAAGACUCAUUCUGGGACUUGUCAUCUUUGAUGCUGCUGGGACCGCUCCAACUCUGGAACCCAUCAACUAUGACUCAGAAACAUAUGACACUAUCUUGGAGGACCUGGAUAAUUUAUACAACUAUGAAAACAUACCUAUUGGUCAAGCUGAGAUUGAAACAGCCACAGUGAUGCCUUCUGGGAACAGAGAGCUCCUCACCCCACCCCCACCGCCGGAGGAGGCUGAAGAGGAAGAGGAGGAGUCCACCCCCAGACUGAUCGAUGGCUCCUCUCCACAGGAGCCUGAAUUCACCGGGGUCCUGGGCCCACACACCAAUGAAGACUUUCCAACCUGCCUUCUGUGUACGUGUAUAAGUACCACUGUAUACUGUGAUGACCGUGAACUUGAUGCUAUCCCUCCGCUGCCCAGGAACACUGCUUAUUUCUAUUCCCGCUUCAACAGAAUUAAAAAGAUCAACAAAAAUGAUUUUGCAAGCCUAAAUGAUUUAAGGAGGAUCGAUUUGACAUCGAAUCUAAUAUCUGAAAUUGAUGAGGAUGCCUUCAGAAAGCUACCUCGCCUCCGGGAGCUUGUCCUGCGUGACAAUAAAAUAAGGCAGCUCCCCGAACUGCCAAACACUUUGACAUUUAUCGAUAUCAGCAGCAAUAGGCUGGGAAGGAAAGGAAUAAAGCAAGAAGCAUUUAAAGAUAUGUCUGAUCUCCAUCACCUCUACCUCACUGAUAACAACUUGGACCACAUCCCUGGGCCACUCCCGGAAAACCUACGAGCCCUUCACCUCCAGAAUAACAACAUCUUGGAGAUGCAUGAAGACACCUUCUGCAAUGUUAAAAAUUUAACUUAUAUUCGUAAGGCACUGGAGGAUAUUCGACUGGAUGGAAACCCUAUCAAUCUCAGCAAAACUCCUCAAGCCUACCUGUGCCUACCUCGUUUGCCUAUUGGAAGUCUUGUCUAAUUUCAGAUCAUG
Molecule: messenger RNA, 975 nt
Organism: Lontra canadensis (Northern American river otter)
Lineage: Eukaryota; Metazoa; Chordata; Mammalia; Carnivora; Mustelidae
Gene: EPYC
Product: epiphycan
Exons: 6
Coding region: 1-963 (320 amino acids)
Molecular function (GO): protein binding
Source: RefSeq, a predicted model, not a curated record